AUGACAAGUGCGUGUACGCAUGAAGUUGAAGAAACAAUCAAGGUACCACGCUGGCUUCUUUCACCUGCGAAGUUCUCGCUUGAAGGCAACUUUACCUUAUUGUCUAUUCAAAUGCAGGGCUUUGCAUUCAUAAGACAAAGACCUCCCGUGGGACUCGAGAGCUCAGACCAGGCGGCGUAUACCAAGCAAACAGCAAACGCGUAUCCCGCUGACAGCCAGUCUGUCGGACCUGGGGUGGUUCCCCGAGAUUGCCAUCUCCCCAUUUACACAGGAACUUGUCCCUCUUGGCAGAUUACUCAUUUCGAUGUUAUCUCGACUUGUGCUAUCGCAGAAACUACUUUACUGAACAAUAUUUUUCGACUACAACCUCUCAUCCAGAGGCUUAUUCGAAUACUGAAACUGAUUUUGUAUCGAGUAGUGUUACUCAUCAUUCUUAGAGUGGUCCGCAGCAGGUUGGCAAUAAACCUGGAAAUGUACAAGAUACUCACAGGCCAGCUUUCUCCAUUUGCAUGGUACCUGACGGAGCACGUCCACGCUUACCCCCCCCGUCAAGCCCCCCGUGCUGGCUUGGCCUGGCCGGGCCUUGACUGGAAUCUGUUUCUGUCGGGUCUCUUGUCUGCCACACCCAAAUUAUUGCUCGCUGGCUUCUACGUUACGCCUGCUCCCUUUCUUUUUUUGACUUUGUCCAAUGCCUCACUCUUUCCUUGCUUUUUGCGAUCCAAACCGACGAAGACGGCGACUAAUUUUCCAAACUUGACGCGACGCCUUUCAUUUCCUCUCUCCAACCUCGAUGCUAUUUCGUUGCCAUCGUCUACUACCGACCAACAGGUACAAAAAUGUCGACCGAAGCACCAAGUGCUGGUCCUCAAGUGUUACCCAAGGACCAACAAGGGCGCUGUUGAUGUCAAGCCGAAUUCUAGCGAACUGAGCUACCUGCUAUUUUAUGCUACCUCCCGCCGUUCCAAGAUUCAGAAGAUUGGCGCCUUCUUGGAGAAGAAGACGGCAAGCGAUGUCUGGCGGCAGCGCAUCGGAAAUGUGCAAGUCACCCUUCGAAUCCUCACGGCACUGAUCGAAAAGGCCCCCAAGGACCUGCCGCUCGUAGCUCCGAAUGUACUCAAAAUCCUCGACCUCAUCCUCGGAUCCAAGGACAUCACUAUGGUCGAAUCCUCCAUACCUACCUUUGAGGCGUUUUGCGAAAAUCACGAUGCCUCGUCCUCCUUUGCAGACCAAGCUUAUCUCGCCCAAUACGAAUCGAUCGUUCGCACCUACGCUUCGCUUGCCUCGACCCGCGAAAACCCUGGGAAAGGAGCUUCUAGCAAGCCUGUACUGAUGCGAUGGAGGAGCGCCGGCCUCGAAGCGAUUAGGAGCGUUUCCUCUUCGGAAGCUCUAUCGACUGUCACUGGUCGCCAGUUCGACGUUAUCGUUCCCGUUAUUUUGGACAACCUAUGGUGGGAUGACGACGAGCUGCUCGACACGCUGCUGUCGCGCAUACAGAUGGAAGAAAAAGUGCAGGCAGAGAAGCUUCGCCGUAGGACGAGCGUCGCGACUGUGGAAACCAACGAUACCGGCGACGCAAACCCCAUUGCUCUCACAGGCACUGCUCACGAUGUAGACAGGCUGGCAGAAGAGGACGUUGGUGUGCUCGCCAUGCAGUGCCUGAAGCAGAUAUUUGUGACGCCAAACCGACCACAGAUUCAUUCCGCGACUGGUGCUCUUAUUCAAUUCAUCGAGGAUCGCAUCGCAAAUGGUAACACAGUCGUCAAGCCGGACGAGAAGCUGGGCCAGGAUCACGGGUGGGCAAUAAGCAUGUACAGCGCAAUCGCGAGAUGGGCGCCUGUACAGGACCGCUAUGUCAUUCUGGUGACGGCCAUGGAUCAUCUGUCGAAAGCACCUGUCAAGGACGACAACCUUAAGCUUCAUCUAUCGUUGACGGCCAUGAUUGGGUCUCUGCUGCGUUCCGACGUCAACCUGAUUGGGCUGAGCGCCAUGGACGUCUUGCUCGGUCUCGUCCAGCACAUGAAGAAACUCAUUCAGCUGCCAGGAGGCUUUGGGAGAACUGAAGGAGAGCCCGAAGAAGUAGUCUCUACCCUUCAAGGAUCCGGUGACGUAUUCGCUCAGCGAAGAGAACUCCUCGAGCGAAUUCAACUUUGCAUUGGAGACCUGGCGACACAUGUCUACUACGCAGACCAGAUUUCGGACAUGAUUUCGACGAUCCUUCUCCGACUUAAGCCGUCCAAAUCCUCAAGUACCAGCUCGUCGCCCCAAGCCGAAGCCUCUGAGCAGCCCCCCUCCGAUGACAUGACUGCCAGCCAACCUCAGCUGGAAACGUACCUUUCCCGUAACGUUGGCAAGACCGCUGCCUUGAAGGCCAUCAAGAACAUACUCCUCAUUGCAAACCCGCGUGCACAGAUGUCCGGCAACUUGAACUUGUCGAGAAACAAGGUUCCUCUUCAAGUUUGGGAGAACACGCAUUGGCUUCUGCGGGAUCCAGAUGGCGAGGUCAGAAAAGCCUACGCCGAUGCGCUUCUGACCUGGCUAGACCGCGAGACGACAGCGGCGGAUUGGAAGGCGCGGGACGAAAGCUCUCAACACCACCGGUCUUCUCUGAAGAACAGUCGCGAGCUCCAACCCGCCAAUGUUGCUCAACGAGCCGCAUCGAACGCAUCUAACCGCGAGAAACCAUCGAGGCACCGCUCACACUUUCUCCAACUUCUCCAUAUUGCAAUCUACGACAACGCGUUGCAAUAUGUCGACUAUGACCCGGAUAUUGUUCUUCUUCACGUGCUGCUUACGAAGCUUGUGUCCCAGUUGGGUGUCAACGCAGUCCAGUACGGAUUGCCAAUGGUAUUCCGUCUCCAGGAGGACAUUCCAGACGCAGAGCUGCCAGUUCAAAAGGUUCGCCUGGGCAGUCUUUGCCACGGAUAUUUCUGGGCAGUGACCGAGAAGUUCGACAUUGAGAACUCUGCCGUGGGACGUGCCAUCACCAAUGAGGUCAUUCGAAGACGCAGCAAGCAUUUCUGGACUGAGGGUGUGGCUAUCCCUCCGCCAGCCCUGGAGCUCCUCGGAACGCCUGGAGUUCCCAAGUUGCAGACCAAGCUGCCUGCCACAGAAGUCGAGAGUGAAGCGUUGCUGCCAUUCGAUGACCGCGCAUCGUUUGUAGAGAGCAUCGCUGUGAGCUAUGCGGACACAAGCAUCUCACCGCCGAGUAGUCCUCCUCAAUCUCCUGGUCGGAACUUUUCGCAUCCCAUCCUUAGCACCUCGAUUUCAACAACGCCCGCGACGCCCGGUUCGGAGCUGCCCACAGCUUUCCGCGAGCACAUGCUGACAGACUGGUCAAGAGAUGCGGCUAUGCUAGCCUUGCAGGCGGGAAGCAAGUCAGAGUCGCUAGCUGGUUCGAAAAGCGGCACUAUGGGAACCAACCGACACCACCUGACUGUUAAUGGCGCUAAUGGGCAUGGACAAACGGGAGAGUCUUCACCGCUUGGCAGCCAGCGAAACCUUCGUCCAAACUCAUCCCAGGUUGCCGGGGGCUUGUCUCCCAUGAGCAAGCUGCGAAAAUCCAGUGUGCGAAGUGGCGUUUCGCCCUCACCGUCGGAUUCGAGCCGAGGUGUAGUUACAUCCAUUGAUCAACUCAAGAUGGUCUUGACGGGCCAGGUGCCGGCGACGCCCAUUGGCACGUCAGCAGGCGUGCGCCAUGACAGUGACAGCGACAGCAUGGUCAGCUACGACUUUACCCCGUCAGAGCUCAGCUUCAACCCGGCGACAUCUCAGCCAGAAAACGGCGAUGGAGCCUCUCUUGGACGGCAGAGGUCUUCAUCGGCAUCACGCAAGGGUGGGCCGCUCAACUCUAACCCUUUGUACGAGCAUAACGAAGACGAGGACGUUCCACCGGUGCCGCCAUUGCCCGGUCACAUUGGUGGGCUGACGUCCUCGGUUUCUAUUCAGGAUUACGCAGUAAAGCCGGCGAAACGAGUACUUAGCAGCCGCGGUGGUGACAGUCUAUACCAGGGUUCCGCGAGAGGGGAUGGAAACAUGUCAACGAGCUGGAGAGCUCAGCUUAGGGAACGUCACGAAGCCACCUUACUAAUGGAAUUGGGCGAUGGAUUCAAAAAAUUUGUAUUGGACCCUGAAAUUGUAACCUCGUACACCGAGGCUUCACCGAGCUCACCUCCCGAGACCGUCCCGCAUUCUGAUGUCACGCUAAGACAUAAGCCAAUCAUACCCCUGUAUGCCCGACCGGGGCUAGCCGCGAAGCUUCCAAAAACUAAUUCAACGACCAACUUGCAUUUUGUAGCUGCAGCUCCCAUAGCUCCAAUCCAUAUCUACAACCACGAAAGGGCGUACCAUCACAAUGAAGCCGUCAACACGCAUCCCGCUGCGCCUUUUUACGGCGACGUCGUCGCCAUUGGCUUCGUCAGCCAGACGCCCGCCGAGGUCGCGCCCGUGGUCGGCACGGGACCGCCGCCGGAACCGCCCAUUGCUGACAUCGCCGCCGAGGACCGGGCAGCGGCGGCGCGGAUCCGUGUCGAGAGGAGGAAGAAGCAGGCCGAGAUGCUCAAGCACGCCAAGCGGAUCCGGACGUCGGCCGAGGCCAAGUCGAGUGCGCCGGGGGCUCUGAAGAGGAGGUUUUGGAAUGAUGUCAGUGUGCAGGAGGUAGAUGGUGCCCUCCAAGUCCACCUCGACUCCCGUCCCCUCCGCCACCCCAACACCAAGGAAAUCAUCCGCCUCCCGCCCUCGAAGCAGCACCUCGCCUCGGCCCUCGCCAUCGAAUGGGACCUCAUCACCUCGGCCGAGCAGGCGACGAAGCAGCACCUGAUCCCCCUGACCUCGCUCAUCUGCCGGGCCGUCGACAUCGCCGCCGACGACGCCGCCAACGACGGCGCGAUCCGGGAGCACGUGGCCAACACGCUGAUGCGGUACCUCGACACGGACGCGAUGCUCUGCUGGGCGCCGCCCGCGGGCGCGACGGACACGCGCAACGACGCCGGAGAGUCGCUGCGCGACGUGCAGAAGAGGACGGCGGACGCCGUGGUCGGCGCCUUGACGGGGCGGGUGUGGCCCGGAAUCGAGAUCACGCCGGUACUGGACGGGCAUAGUAUCGUGCCGCAGAGACAGGCGGAGGGAGUGAGGGAGGUUGUGCAGGGGUGGGUUAUGGGGCUUGACGCGUGGGAGCUGACGGGGUUGGAGAGGGCCGUGUUGGCGGGGAAGAGUCUUUUGGGGGCGGCGAGGUUGGUCGUGGAGUGGAGUGAGGGCCCUGUUGGGGAGUAUCGCGAUAAGAAUGGGAAGGGGGGCAAGUUUGGUGUCGAGGAGGCUGCUACGGCGUUGAGCUUGGAGGUUACGUGGCAGACUGGGGCUUGGGGUGAGGUGGAGGAUACGCACGAUGUAGAGAAGGAGGAUUUGAGGAGGCAGUUGGGGAGUGUUGUGUUGCUUGUUUCUGGUACGAACCGGAAGUACUUGGGUGGUGUACUGAUAGAGAUCUGGGGUGUUUUUGGCGAUGGACCUUCUCAAAUCUACAACACGUACGCGCCUCUGACGAUCCUCCGCCGAGGGCUCUUUCUCUUGUUUGCCUACCGACCCUUUGAUCAGUUAAUUUUCGCCGAUUCUAUGGUAUCCGAAUCAUCAGAAGACGCCCGCCUCAUUCUAGCAACCCCAUUAGACAAUGCUCUGGCAGAGCUGGGGUUGUUUCCGCCCCUCUACACCCACGAUAGUGGCAAAGCUCAGAUUUGUUUCCUGCAGAUCCAAGGAGGAGAGUACACAUAA
Colletotrichum lupini is the source of this 5760-nucleotide messenger RNA. RefSeq lists its product as uncharacterized. Lineage: Eukaryota; Fungi; Ascomycota; Sordariomycetes; Glomerellales; Glomerellaceae. The transcript has 16 exons. Gene Ontology annotation, biological process: proton-transporting ATP synthase complex assembly; protein localization to plasma membrane. Gene Ontology annotation, cellular component: plasma membrane. The record is from RefSeq and is a predicted model, not a curated record. Bases 1 to 5760 code for a protein of 1919 amino acids.